This is a messenger RNA of Trichomycterus rosablanca, 2181 nucleotides long. RefSeq names its product ATP-binding cassette sub-family E member 1. Lineage: Eukaryota; Metazoa; Chordata; Actinopteri; Siluriformes; Trichomycteridae. The transcript has 18 exons. Gene Ontology annotation, molecular function: iron ion binding; ATP hydrolysis activity; ATP binding. Bases 163 to 1962 code for a protein of 599 amino acids. Gene Ontology annotation, biological process: translational initiation; translational termination; ribosomal subunit export from nucleus. The record is from RefSeq and is a predicted model, not a curated record.
CUAUGUUCCGUUUUCCACGUUAUAAACAGAGACAUCAGCAAGCUGUGUAUAAAACAGCAGGUAUUUUAUACGGUGGAGAACUCACAUAUUCAGAAAGAGUGUGCCUUGUGCUACACUUCAGGAAAGGUUUAUUCAGCCCUUUCCUAAGACACAGCGAAAAAAAUGUCUGAAAAACCCAUCCGAAUCGCCAUCGUCAACCAUGAUAAAUGCAAGCCAAAGAAAUGCAGACAAGAGUGUAAGAAGAGCUGCCCAGUGGUGAGAAUGGGUAAACUGUGUAUAGAAGUCACCCCGCAGAGCAAAAUUGUGUGGAUAUCUGAAUCACUCUGUAUAGGAUGUGCUAUCUGCAUUAAGAAAUGUCCAUUUGGUGCCUUGGCUAUUGUCAAUCUGCCAAGCAACUUGGAGAAAGAGACCACGCACAGAUACUGCGCCAACUCUUUUAAACUACACAGGUUACCAAUUCCGAGACCAGGAGAGGUUUUAGGGUUAGUUGGCACUAAUGGCAUUGGAAAAUCAACAGCACUUAAGAUCCUCGCAGGAAAGCAGAAGCCUAACCUGGGGAAAUAUGAUGCUCCCCCAGACUGGCAGGAGAUCCUGGCGUACUUCCGAGGGUCUGAGCUGCAGAACUACUUCACCAAGAUCCUGGAAGAUGAUCUGAAGGCCAUUGUGAAGCCUCAGUAUGUUGACCAGAUCCCCAAAACUGUCAAGGGCAGUGUGGGCUCGAUUCUGAGCAGGAAGGAUGACACUAAGACAGAGGCCAUUGUCUGUGAGCAGCUAGAUCUAACCUAUCUGAAGGACAGAAAUGUUGAGAAUCUAUCAGGAGGGGAGCUGCAGCGGUUCGCCUGUGCAGUGGUGUGCAUCCAGAGAGCAGACAUUUUCAUGUUUGACGAGCCCUCCAGUUACCUAGACGUGAAGCAGCGCUUAAAGGCCGCCAUCACCAUUCGCUCUCUAAUCACACCUGACAGGUACAUCAUUGUUGUGGAGCACGAUCUGAGUGUUCUGGAUUACCUGUCAGACUUCAUCUGCUGUCUGUAUGGGGUCCCAAGUGCCUACGGUGUCGUUACCAUGCCUUUUAGUGUACGAGAAGGCAUCAACAUCUUCCUGGAUGGAUACGUGCCAACUGAAAACCUUCGGUUCCGCGACGCUUCUUUGGUGUUUAAAGUGGCAGAAACGGCCACAGAGGAGGAGGUAAAGAAGAUGUGCCGCUACCAAUACCCCAACAUGAAAAAGCUCCUGGGUGACUUUGAGCUUCGAAUCAUCGAGGGAGAGUUCACUGACUCUGAAAUCAUGGUCAUGCUAGGGGAGAACGGCACCGGCAAAACCACAUUUAUCCGAUUGCUCGCUGGCCGACUUAAACCAGACGAUGGCGGAGAGGUAUCGCUCCUUAACGUCAGCUACAAACCUCAGAAGAUCAGCCCUAAAUUCAAAGGUGGCGUCCGUGCUCUGCUCCACGAGAAGAUCAGAGACGCGUAUACACACCCACAGUUUGUCACAGAUGUCAUGAAGCCAAUGCAGAUCGACAGCAUCAUCGAUCAGGAUGUUCAGAACUUGUCUGGAGGAGAGUUACAGAGAGUAGCACUGGCUCUGUGUCUGGGUAAACCUGCAGAUGUUUAUCUGAUAGAUGAGCCCUCAGCCUACCUGGACUCAGAGCAACGUCUGAUGGCUGCUCGGGUUAUUAAAAGAUUUAUACUCCAUGCCAAAAAGACAGCCUUUGUGGUUGAGCAUGACUUCAUUAUGGCCACGUAUCUGGCUGAUCGUGUCAUCGUAUUUGAUGGUAUUCCAUCACAGCGGACCACUGCUAACACGCCACAGACUCUACUAGCUGGCAUGAACAAGUUCCUCUCGCUGCUGGAGAUCACAUUCAGGAGAGAUCCCAACAACUUCAGACCAAGAAUCAACAAGCUUCAUUCUAUCAAGGACACGGAGCAGAAGAAAAGUGGAAACUACUUCUUCCUGGACGACUAGCUUCACGUCACACCAAAAACAAUUCUGUGUUUCCUCCAAGAUCGUGCAUCUAACCAAGAGAGCAGAGAUGCGAGGUUUCUGCCUCUGUGGUGCUCUGUACAGCUUUAAGUGAGAUUCUGCUUCUGUUUUAAUGUGCACUAAUCUUCCAUUGUCUGCAAAAAAAUCUCCAAACCGUGAUUGGCUGUGUUCCAAAUGGCAUACUAUUUAUAGAAUAAAACA